Molecule: messenger RNA, 19954 nt
Organism: Rattus norvegicus (Norway rat)
Lineage: Eukaryota; Metazoa; Chordata; Mammalia; Rodentia; Muridae
Gene: Tbc1d22a
Product: TBC1 domain family, member 22a
Molecular function (GO): protein homodimerization activity; 14-3-3 protein binding
Source: RefSeq, a predicted model, not a curated record
CAUGGCGUCAAGCACAGCCUGAAACGGAGGCGGGACUUCCGGGAUCGCCGAGUCACAACUUCCGGACGGAGGCGGAAGCGCCUCUCGGGUCUACGCUCCGGAGUCCUGGUAUCUCUGAGGGGCCAACCGGGCACAGGAGAGGGCCGCUGGAGGUUGGCCGGCCGCUCUCGGGUGUCAGGGUUGCGGAUCUGAGGGAUGAGGAGCGGCCAUGGCCAGCGACGGGGCCAGGAAGCAGUUCUGGAAGCGCAGCAACAGCAAGGUCCCGGGCAGCAUCCAGCAUGUGUAUGGAGCCCAGCACCCACCUUUUGAUCCGCUGUUACACGGCACCUUGCUCAAGUCCACGCCCAAGGUGCCCACCACCCCAGUGAAGGCCAAGCGGGUCAGCACCUUCCAGGAGUUUGAGAGCAAUACCAGUGACGCUUGGGAUGCGGGAGAAGAUGACGAUGAGCUCCUGGCAAUGGCGACAGAGAGCCUGAACUCUGAGGUGGUCAUGGAGACAGCACAUCGUGUCCUGCGCAAUCACAGCCAGAGGCAGAACCAGCCCUCACAGAAGAAGCCAGAGCCAGAGCCUCAGCCCAUAGCAGAGCCUCCUGUAGCUCCCAGUGGCGACCUUCGCCUGGUGAAGUCUGUCAGUGAGAGCCACACUCCUUGUCCUUCAGAGAGCACCAGUGAUACAGUCCCUCUGCAGCGGUCCCAGUCUCUUCCCCACUCAGCCACUGUGACACUGAGUGGGACAUCUGACACUCAUGCCCUUGGUGGCUCAGCCCUGAGUAAGAGAGAGACCUCUCGACUGGACAAGUUCAAACAGCUGCUUGCUGGCCCCAACACAGACCUUGAGGAAUUACGGAAGCUGAGCUGGUCCGGAAUCCCAAAGCCAGUUCGUCCAAUGACAUGGAAACUUCUCUCAGGUUACCUUCCUGCCAAUGUUGACCGAAGACCAGCCACGCUGCAGAGGAAACAGAAGGAAUACUUUGCUUUCAUUGAGCACUAUUACAACUCUAGGAAUGACGAAGUUCACCAGGACACCUAUCGCCAGAUCCAUAUUGACAUCCCUCGGAUGAGCCCAGAAGCACUGAUUCUUCAGCCCAAGGUGACAGAGAUUUUCGAAAGGAUCUUGUUUAUCUGGGCCAUCCGACACCCUGCCAGUGGAUACGUUCAGGGAAUAAAUGACCUGGUCACUCCGUUCUUCGUGGUCUUCAUUUGCGAGUACACAGACCAGGAGGACGUAGACAAGGUCGAUGUCUCCAGCGUGCCUGCAGAGGUGCUUCGCAACAUUGAGGCUGAUACCUACUGGUGCAUGAGCAAGCUGCUGGAUGGCAUUCAGGACAACUACACCUUUGCCCAACCAGGGAUUCAGAUGAAAGUAAAGAUGCUGGAAGAGCUUGUGAGCCGGAUUGACGAGCGAGUCCACCGGCAUCUGGACGGGCACGAGGUGAGGUACCUGCAGUUUGCCUUUCGCUGGAUGAACAACCUGCUGAUGCGGGAGCUGCCCCUGCGCUGCACCAUCCGCCUGUGGGACACCUAUCAGAGUCAACCCCCAAGAUAAACUGAUGAAGACAUGAAAUGUGGCAUCUCUAGGCCUGUUCAUUAAAGUUGUUUCCAGUAGGAGAGAGGAGAAACGAACGGCACAGAGACUGACGAUACAGACCUGGACUCCAGUCCACCCAGGCCUCCAUGUGGAGUGUUCUGUGUGGUGGCAGGACCGAGGGUGCACCUGCCCACCGAGCUCUGUAGUGCUGUUUACUAGGGGAAGCAGAGCGCACACAAGAGACCCCAUAGCCCAUCUGUUCAUUGCCUGGCAGAAUGUGAGCAUGCUCACACCUGCUGCGUCCCUGUGUCUUACACAAGAUGGAGUACCAAUGGAGGAGUGAGCCAGGAGCCACCGACAAAGAGGCCCUCUGAAGAGGGAGUCACGUGGAAGGGGCAGGAGUGAGGCCCAGCCUCUCAGAACUCUGCUUCUCACUUUAGAAGCAUGGAUUGCUUUAUUUAAUUAUUAAACCAAAGUGCACCAAGUUACGAAACCUGUCCUCGAAAACCAGAGUAAAACUGAUCAGAGUAAAACUGAUUUUUUUUUUUAAAUCCUAAGCUCCAUCAAGUCUGUGCUUUAGUUAUCCAAAGAGAACUGCAUCAGAGAGACUUUCCAGCUGUUAUAGUGUGCAGUCCGUGAAGAAGACUGCUCAGGCUCUGUGUGUGUGUGUGUGUGUGUGUGUGUGUGUGUGUGUGUGUGUGUGUGCGCAUGUAUAAUAAAAAAUAAAAAAUAAUAAUAAAAAAUAAAUUAAGAGCAGUACUCGACAAACAUUCACAGUAGUAAUAUUAGUGUUGUUUUGAAACUGUUUACACUGACUGAAAUGCGUAUUUACAUAUGUAUAUUAGGGAAAAACAAAUAGGUAAUUAUGAUAAUGCCAUAGGAACUAAGAUUUUUUAUUACCAGAGAGAAGAGAAUCAAGCAUGAAUUCAAAGACUUAAAAUCUAUGUAAUCUUAAAUAUGAAUUAAGACUUGGCUUAAAAUUAUGAUGCCUUUUUAAAAAAAAAGAAAUUAUAAUACCUAGUUCUUCAUGCAAAAUCACUAUAUCCGAAAGGAAUGUGGGGAGGGGAACAGUCCUGCCUCAGCCCUCCACUAUGUCCUAUGAGAAGGGACCAGGGCUUUGUAGGAAAGGCCUGGUUUAGGAUGCCCCAGAUGAGCUAAGGGACAUCAGGAGGCCUUCCUCAGGGCCAUUUACUGGGGUAGCCUAUAUGUCUAUGGAUUCAUUGUAAUUUUUAAAGAAAACCCUAGUUUUCCUUUAGAGACAGCUGUCACCAGCUGGUAAACAAGUGGAAAGAUUCAGGUGUGCAUGUGUCCUCCUGGUGGCCAGGCAGUCUUGGAAGGAGCACACUUUCUUCAGGGAGAAAUGCAGGUGUAGGUGCAGAGGGGGCAGGAGACCUGUAGUGUGACGUACAGAAACAGUGAGCCAAGGCAGUACUCACCAUCCCCUGGGAAGCCAGCCAGGGGAACUUGGCAGCGGAUGGCCCUGCCUGGCUGCACUUGGACCCAGAGCUUGCAGGGAGCUGUUUGACGGAUGGUUAUGUAUGGCAGCACCUGGGCCUGUCGCUCCAUCAUUAUAUUGUAAGAAGGAGACCAUGGGCAUUCAGUGUCUCCUGAUAGUGUAACUAUGCCAAAUACCUCAGAGUACAAUCCUAGCCUUUCAAUUUGAGUCCAGUUUCCAGGAAGUACCAGGGAAGAAGUACAGGUAGGACCCCCACUGUAGGAAUGGCCCUGUCAAGACUAGGGUGGACUCCCCUUUUAACAAAAGACUGGUUCUCAAAGGAAACAAGACACAGGCGUGGGACUGGGAGGGUCUGAGACAGGCUGAGAGGCAGGGCACUGACUGUUCCACACAUCGAGAGCUUGCAUUUGAAGCCCAUCAGGGCAGAGCAGCACUGAGGGAGCGUGGGAUUUGGAGGCUCGUUGAGUUACACUGAGGAAAUGGAACAGUUUCAGGUGGGAAUGUCUCUGCUUUUAGAAAAGAGCUUUUGGCUCUAGAAGAAGCAGUUUGUCGUGUAGCACAGCACCCAGGGUGGCUUUUGAAUGAUCCAGUGGUGUGAGGUUGGGGUGGGGUUGGCAAGGAGACUCCUUGGUGGAGCUGCGAUCCUCAUACAUCCCAGUGAUGAACAGGUAAUCUCCUCAAAUGGUGCUUUUGAAGAGGCUUGUUUGAAAAUGCUUUUAAAAUGCUACCCCAUUCAGGGCUAGGUUGUGGGUUUCUAUAACUACCAUUUGCUCCCUAAAGCAGCUUCCCUAUGAGCUGUGAGCGCACUAGUCUAUGGGUAUACACACAGGUAUGUAGAAGGUAACUUGAGACUCUGUCCCUUUAGCCAAACAAAAACACCAACAACAACAAAAACCCCAGAACCAAAAAAACAAAACAAAACAAAAAAACAAAAAAACCCCAAACACCCAUAAUUGGGCCUAUGACCUCCUCAACUGGCUUUAGACUUGGUUCACAGUAAGGUAUAAGUUCCAGUCUGUGCAUCUGGGCCUUAAGUCCAGAACAGAAAGCUGUUAGGGUUAUUUUUUAAAAGACGAUGAUGACAUAAGAUUGUGAGGGAAAUGGGGAGGUCUGGAAAGUUAGGCGGAAGUGGAUAUAAUCCAGAUGUGCUGUAUUCAUUAACCAAGUCAUGCACACGCACACCCCAUGCACUGGCAGGCGUGUAUGCACACACAUGCGAGUGCAUGCACACACAUAUACACAUAGGCAUGCACAUGCCCACACACUACAUACUUCCCUCCCUCACCCCACCCCAACUUCUCUCCCCCUUCCCCCUACUCACACACUUAAUAGGUCUGGCCUGAGCAAAUGAGUACAGGAAGCCUGCAGGUGGUGAGUGGCCACAGCAGCCACAGGCUGGAACCUGGGGGUGAGGUCAGCUUGCCUGACUGGGAGCCCCACUCAUCUGGCUCUCACUCUCUCUCAUUGGGCUGCAGGUCCCCUGUCUCCUCUCAUCAGGAACUCUUCUCUUGGUCUACUUCCUGCUAAAUCUGCAGUUCCCUGGGGGAAGGUCUGUUAGGUGAUCCCUUUUGUUGAAAUUGGUUUCAAAGCAAUAAAAGACACAUUCACAGCCCAAUUUGCUGGGGGACAGGUGCCAAUGUUUGUUCAAGGCUGGUGGUCCUGGGCCCUUUAAGUGCUCAGCCAUCAGCUAUGGUCAGGGGUCAGGGGUCAGAGUGGCUCAGCAGGAAGCUACCAAUUAGCAAAUGAUGUGGAAGUUUGCACAGCAUCCCUUCACUCUCUCAUUAUCUUUUUCAUUUGUGAAUCCCCACUGAGAGCAGAAGUAAGGGGUGCAGAGGGGACCCACACGAGGGGAAGGAAAGGCCUCUCUUCUAGAAGCUUGUAUCCCAGCAAGUGGUUCUUCAUCUCUGCUAUGGGUGGGAGCCAUCUCUCUGGAGCUUGUUACAGUGAAGGUUGCUCGGCCACCACCAGGAGCUCCAUUUCUGUCUACCCUAGGGCAGAGUGUCUGUGUGCCCACCAGUGUACCUUCCAUGCUGGGAGCUGAGGGUGAAGGCCCUAGGUCACAUGAGGUCCAUUCACUGUCCUCAGGAAUCCCCAGCUCAAGGUCACCUCAGGGACACCGGUUGUUCCCGUCUCAGUAUCAGGCACAGCUCCUCUUAUUUAUUUCUACAUUGCCAGCUCCUCCUACAGGUUCCAGUUCCAACUGGAAUCCCCACUGGCACCACAGAAGCCUAACUUGCCAGCCCGCACUCAGGUCUCCAUUGCCUUCUAAGACGUGGUUGGCUCUGUCCCCUCUCCAGGUGGAUGUGGCUCCCAAAGGCCCACCUGGUGCCCAUGGUGGACGGCCAGGCCGUGUAGCCUUAGCUUCAGGUGAGACUCCCGUGUGGCCCAGUUGGGGCUCAUGUCAAGGGGUAUCUCUUGGGGGAGUAGACUUGUUGUGGUUCUUUUCUGAUGGUCCAGAGCCUUGGAAUGCAGGCCUUGUGGUCUGGCCCCCAUGCUUCCUAAGGCCUCAGGGUUUAUCUGGUUAUCUCUGCCUCUCUUCAGCUGAGAAAUGCAUGCUGAGUUUUCACAUUGCUGCUCUCCCUGAGGUUUAUGCGGAGGCCAUUGGCUUCACCAUGCACAGCCAACAGUUUGGAGUGUAAAGCUGGUUUUGCAUUUGGUUUUUUGAAACAGUCCUGUUAUAUAUCCCAGACUGGCCUAGAACUCCCUAUGUAGCCUACACUGGCUUCAAACUCAUUGUAGGUCUCCUGUUCCAACCUUCAAAUUCUGGGAUUCCAGCAUCAGACACAAUGACAGCUGAGAACGGGCCUUUGUGCUGUAUGUUUAGCCAGCCUUAUGUUUUAGGUUUGGACUGGAUGACCAGAGAUACUAUGUGGUUGUGUAGGUGAGGAUGGCGCUGAGACAGGACAGUGACUUGUCUGUUGUCCUGAGGAUGGGAGCUGUUACAAGGGCCUUUCUGGCUGCAGUAGCCCUAUGUUACCACAGAAUAGAAGGUGUUGGAGGUUAGGGGGUGGGUUCCUACAUCUAGGGACCACUGGAGGUGGGUACAUUCCCUCAGGAAUCCCCUGGGGAAGGCCAGUGAAUAAUGCAAUGUCCACAAGUGUCCUUGAGUGGUGGUGGGGAUUAAGCUCCCAGAGCACAGGAUAAGAGUAGUAAUCAAUGGAAGGAGCCCAAAGAUCUCAGCCAACAAAGACCUUAAAGGAGGGCAGGAGAAGGGCUUUACCAGCUCUGAGAAUAGGGGCCAGUCCUUGGAGAAAGUGGAUGGGAACCCCAGGCAGAGGACUGGAGUGAUGGUGCAGGCUUGGCAAGCACACAGUGGCAGUGGUGCCCAGGGGUGCAGGCUGUUCAGUCUCUGCUGGGGAUGCUUACUUAUACUUGCGUGCUGCCCAGGAGAACAGCCCAACCCCUGACAGGGCCUGACUGCAGCUCCCUUGCUCAUUUUCUGCCCGCUUGCCCUUUGGGCUAAGUUGGCUUUGCACAGAGGCUUUGAGUUACUAACUGGCAUGAUGUCAUUUCUUUCUUCAAAGUAAAAUUAAUCAGGGCCCACAGCAGGAUCUUUUCCUUUGAGUUUCCUUUGAGUUUGCCAGGAAUGUCCUUGACACAAAUUUAAAAGUGUUGGAGUGUUUCAGGUUGCUGAGGGUGUCAUGGGUUCCCGCACGACAGCACUGAUAGACCAGACAGUGGCACAGCAUCUUCUAAAACUGCUGAGUUGAGACAGACUUGGGAUGGUAAGGUCUGGGACGUGGGAGGGGGGCAUGGUAGGUCAAUUUUUCUUUCCUUAGGCCCCCCUACAGUCCUUCAGUGCUUGUAUAAUUCAUGGAGUUUUGACCCAGCAGCAUUAAAAGGGUGCCUUUGAUUUCCUCUAUCAAGGAGAAAGCAUUUGCAGGCAGUGUGCUCCCUGUGAUGUGAGACAUGGUGGUAACAGACAGCCCUGUGAUCCCACACUGUCCCACGUGUGUGCCUUGAGUGUCUGUGCUGAGGGACCCUUGCUCAAAUAUGUAAGUCAGGCUCACCCUUUAUGUGUGUUUCUUGGCUGCCUUUUGCUGGGGUUCAUUUGUGUGCUGGAGGUUGUUCUUUCCUCACAGGCCCAAACGAAGAUCCUGGAUCAGUGGUUCAGAGGGGCUUAAGGGUGCUCUCUGCUUCCCAUGAUCUCUAGAUUCUUCCAGACAAUCUGCUAGAAUAACUGGUUGACCCCUUCAGAGACACCAGCCACACAGAAGUGGAGCUCCUUACGGAAUAUUGAUUUCUUGUUAGUUAAUGGAAUAUUAAAGGGACCUAGAGACAUAGCACCAGAAAACACCUUCAGAUUUGCAGGCAGACCUUGACCUGCAUGGCUACUGACUGUGAUGAUGAAUUUAUACUUCAGUUUGCUGAUCCAUCAUGCUCAGGUAGUUAGACAAGCAGUGUUCUGUAAGUUUCUGUGAGUAUUUUUAGAGUGCGAUUAACAAUUAAACUUAGGGGACUUUGUAUAAAACUGAUGUCUCUCUAUCACAUAGAGGGGACUUAUCUAAUCUCUGAAGGCCAUAAAAGAUCAAAGACUGACUUUAUAAGCAAGAAGGAAGUCUGUUGGUAUAUGGCCUUUGACCUUGAACUGCUUUUUCUGGGUCUCUGGCUGCAUGCUAUCAGCUCCUAGCAUGAACAUAUAUGUGUGGAUGGAGACACACACACAUGCUCCCCCACCCCACCCCUCUUUCUCUCUGGCUUUGUUUCUCUGGAUGUCCCUUAUGAAUACAUUAACCAGAAAUUCCUGACAGUAUUAUUUCCUGUGUUAUGAUACCUGCUGGCUUUUGAAGAAUAGCUUCAGUUCAGGGAGUCCUGAUGUAUUGAGGGCACCAACCAAAAUCCCAGGAGCUGGCAUAGACCAUGAGGGUCAUCUUAUUCCCAAAGGCUUCCUUUCUAAGAUUGGAACAAUGAGAGUCUGCCUCAUGAUACACAGAUGUGAUAGCCAGUGACCUUUGCCAUUUAAGCAGCUGGAAUGCUCUCAGACAUGGACAGACACCUGCCAAUAAGUAUCUGGCCAAAGCUAAUGCAGGUUGGCGUGGAGUUGAUAGAUCGGUCACUUUGAAGCCGGCUCAUUUGUGCUCCACGAUUUGGCCGCAUAAUGAAGUGUGAUUUACAGUUCUCAUUACUGGCCUAUGCACCAAACACAGGGAUGUUGGUGUGAAUUUUAAAAGGGCCGUGCUCUGCAUUACCGGCAGGUAAUUGUGUCAUGCAGUGGCCUGCUGAUGAAUAUUUCAAAGGAAAUCAUGGCCCAGCAUUUGCCUGCACAGCUGAAGUUGGUAUAUUUGAAUCUGAGCAGAGACUGGGAAAUAGUCUCCUUCAUUAGAAUGGCCUCAGAAUACAUCUAUGUAAAUACGUGUACAUCGGGGAUCUCCUGGUGCCUGAGGCCAGUCAGUUUUUCCAGUGCCAAAACUUAUAAGUAUAAUUUAAUGAUGCAAUUAAAGGUGAAAAAUUGUUCCUUUUACCACUUUACUAUACACACACACACACACACACACACACACACGCACGCACGCACGCACGCACACACACCCUCAACAAACUGAAAGCGAUUAUAGAUGGGUUUUGUUUUUUUUCCUGCCUUAUUUAUUACAUUUUAAAAACUGCACAUCAUAUGUAAUUUGCAUUUAGUUAAUCUGUAGUCACCUUUGAACUUCAUUUUAUUUUGAAAGUCACAUGGAAACUACUGGAAGCUGGUAUUCAGGGUUGGGAAACCUGAUGUCAUGGUAUCAAGGUUUACUUUUUCCCUUCCUCUGGUAACUGAUGGAGGGGAGUUGCUGAUGAACAAGAGUAGCUGACAGACAGGAGAGGCCAAUGGUCAGAGGUAGCUGAUGGACAGGAGUGACUUCUCCCCUUGGGUGCCUCUAUGCUCCAGGAUGCUGGUGCUUAGACCAGGGACAGGCAGUUUCUAACAGAACAAGUGGUCAGAAGUCCCACAGCUCAGGGCCAGGGGAAGAAGUGUGGCCAGGAGAGGAGGAACAGCUGUGAACAUUGCCAGAAAGAAGCUACUGGGCAGGACUGCCCAAGGUCAUGAUAACCAGACUGCCAGGAGAUGAGGCCAUUGAAUCUGCCUAGCAGGGCAGAAGGCUGGGCAGACUACUCUUGUCUUUACAUCCUGUGGUUCCCAGGCUUGGAAUACCCAGAUGGAGAGACCCUACAAAUAGGUAAGAGUGUUAAUAGCUAUGGAAGACCAUGCAAAAUUGGUCUCUGGUGUUUUUCUUAAUUAUGAAAAAUGUGUAAUAUACAGAAAAGUCCGGUAAUAACUCAACAAAUACCCAUGUACUCAAUACCCAGGAUAUUAAAUCUAAGAGUUUUUUUUUUAAUAUCCUGCCUUGGGUCUUUAUUUAUUUAGAAAUUAAGUUUUAUAUGUACCUCAAAGUCUUUUCCCUUCCUUUCUAUAGCUAAGUCCCUUGAAAUUGGCUUUUAUCAUCCCCUUUGUAAACUGUUAGUCAAUUAAUCAAAUGUAUAUAUCCAUAAACAAUUUAGUAGUACACUGGAUACACAGUCUGUUAAUAGCAUCACGCUUAAACUUCAUUCACAGCGUGAUUAAUGCAGCUCUGUGUUGCUAGCGUUGGUCUGUCGUGAUGGAUUUGGGUCUGUUGCUCUUGUACUUCAGUUCCUCGAUGGCUGGAAAGGCUGGGCUCUAUUCGUUCCUCUGUCACACAGCUCAACAGUGACUGAGUGUGUUGCAACUACAAAUAACUCUAAGCCUGACCUCUGACCUUGUUACCUGUCUCCACCACUGACUUUGUACUAAUCUUCACCUUUGACCUUGUACCCAUCUCCACAUGCCCUUGCCCUAGAGAACUUGAAGAAUAGCAUUUCCUUUUUUACAGGGUUGGUGGGAUUUUAAAUUGGCAUAGUCAUUAUAGAAACCAGUUUGCCAUCUCCUGAAAGUUAGAGAUAGAACUGCCAUAUGGUCUGUGAUCCUGCUGUGGAGUUAAGUCAGUCCUGAGGGACAUCUGCACCCAGGAUCCUUGCAACAUUAUUCCUGAUAACCAAGGCAGGAAAGGUCCUUGAUGUCUAUUCUCAACAAGACAUGGUGGGCAAACUUGCAUGUGAUUCUAGCUAUAUGUGGCAUGCAGCCAUAUGCAUAAUUCUAUGUACCAGUAUAUAACAUAUAUAAUAUAUAUUAAAUGCAUGAGCAUUAUCCAGGGAGGAGGGCUUGCCUUUCAUGUUCCUUGGAGGACAUUGCACUAAGCUAGGCACAGAAAGACAAGUACUGCAUGAUCUCACUAGCAUGUGGAUCUAAACCGGUUGAGCUCACAGAUGUAAUGAUGGUGGUUGCUGGGGCCUGGGGUGGGGAAUGGGGCUAUCUGAAAGGGUGUAGAGUUCUAGUUAUCCAGGACCAAUGAGCUCUGACAUGGAGAACACAGGCUACUGACUACCUUAAACAAUUCUGUAUAGAGAGUUGACAUUUGCUGAGAAGGGAGUCUGAUGAGUUUUUGUCACAUACAGAGGUAAUUGCAGGGUGACAGAUGUGCUGAUGAGCUUGAUUGUGGGGACUCAGCUCACACAGAGCCAGGCUCACUGCGCUGGUUCUAUAUCUUCAGCUCCAUCCUGGUAAAGCUCAGAGACACAGUAGCUCACACUAAGAGGGCACUUGGGAGACGCCAGAGUCUGAUGUAGCCGUGUGGGCUGAGGCUUUCUUAGUGGUCUUUUCUCAGCAUACCAGACUCUGCCAGACUUGUCUGUCUCUUAGCCGGGGUCUGGGGGACUUAGGACUGCUAAGAGGAGCUCUGAAUGACUAAGGAAGACCAUGUCAAAGGAAGGGUGCUGCCAUUCCAAGGUGAACAAGGUAGGAGGGCCCUCUCCCAGCAGAUCUGUCUUCAGGGUACAGUGGGAGCAGCAAGGUGCAUUCAGGCACAGCCAUGACUCAUCUCGUCAUCUUUUCACCCUGAUGCCAUUGUCACUGGGUCACAGUGUCACCUUCAUCUCUGUCUUAUGCAACAGAUGCCCUACUCCUCCAUCCCACAGCUCUAUGAUGGAUCAGGUGGCAGUCAUUACUGCCUGUCAUCAUAACCAGCAGCUCUUCCCCGUGAGUGACGUGUAGACUCCAGGGACAUCUGCACAUGGGGCUUUUUGCCCCUGGUAUCUGGCUACUCUUCGUAGGUGUGGGCCAGGUGUCUGUGGGAAGCCUGUAGUUGUAGGGAGCGUAGUUGCUGCUCUUGACUUUCUGAGUCCACACGGUAUAGAAAAGUCACAACUGGAGAGGAACUGUGGAUGAGUGCCUUCCUCACAAACAUUCCCAGUAUGGGAGAAUGUUCUAGAGGAAAUGUUCUUAGCUGCCCAUUCUAUGCUUUCAUUGCUAGGAUCACUGCAGAGGUGGAAAUCUGGCCCUUAUAAAGCCGAGACUCCUGAUUCUUAUCAUGGAUCAUAAAGGGUGGAGAGUGUUUGAUGUAAAGAGAAAGAAGGACUUAGACUCUGCUUUCACUUCUAGAAACAUGUAGGAAGCAAGGGGUUGAGGGGGAAGUGUAGAAAGGGUUGGAGGCCUGUGGGUGGGAGAGCCAGGGUGAGUUGUAUUUUGGGGAAGGAGCUGGGAAGAGCUGUAAGUCAGUGUUCAGCUCCACCCUUGGUAUGUAAAAACAAAUUUUAGAAAAGGAUAGGGUAGGUAUUGUCACAUCCCUGUAGACAUCAGGGUUGCUCCUCAUACUGGGACUUUUGUAUCCUUGAACUACAGUGGGGAUGCAGUCACACAGCCCUGGGUGAUAUCGUGGUUGAGCCACCCAAGCUAAUCCUAAGGGCCCGUCCAGUUUGGGUGUUGGAUGUGUGUUCUCAUGAGGACAGUGAGCCUCAGUCCUGGGUUAGAGAGGCCUGUGCUGGGGGACAGGGACAUAAACUAUAGAGUCGAUGAUGGACAGGCAGGCAAUGACAGCCACAAAUGGGAGCCAUUGCAGGGAAGUGAUUGGGGCUAUAUAGUAGAGAGACUAAAGCCCACCUAGUGGCUUCUCAAGCCUGUGUUUGCCCCAUCUCUGUUGGCACAGGCUAGUCCUGGCUUAUCCUCAGUGCAUUGCUAGCCCUGUCAGGGAGGAGAUCCUUUCUACAAAUGGUGGACGGGAGCAUGAUACCCAGUCUCUGGGUAGAUGGAAAGAGCUUUAACUAAAUUAGCUCUGGGCUUCUGUGGGGCAGCACUUGAGCCUGGCAGGAUCUGUUUCAAACAUCACAUUCCUUCUCAAAGCUCAGGAGCACUUCCCAACUUGCUCACAUGGGUGGCGAGACUGAGUCUGGCCCUGGCAGACUUACGGCUAAGUCGUCAUUUACUGUGUCCUUACCUAGUGAUUAAGACAGUAAUGCCAAAAUGAUUGGAAACAAAACCUGCUCUUCUGUUGUUAUCAUGGAUGGUGGUUCCAGCAAGACGACCUCACAUUCUUGGUGUUUGAGCACUUGGCCCGUAGUUGGUGGAACUUUGGGGGAAGGUUAGGAGGUGGAGCCUUAGCUGGAGAAAUGGGUCACUGGGGUUCUACUUUUGGGUUGCUCUCUCUUUCUUCAUGCUCAUAGUUAGGGUGUGAGCUCUCAGCCUCCUGCUCAGACCACAGUGCCUGUCCCCUUGCUGCCAUGCUUCCCACCAUGAACUCAACUUUCUGAGACCAUAAGCCCCAAUAAAUUCUUUCCUCCAUAGUCACUCUGGGUCUUUGUGUUUGAUCAUAGCAACAGGGAGUUAUUAACACACCACAGGAUAAGAACCUUGAACCCUGAGUUCUCCUUCAGUGCUCCUGUGGUGUUUCCUCUGUAGACAGGAGGUAUAAGGACAAUGGGGCUGUGCCACUCCUACAGGGAGGAGCCCUGGGACAGAAUGAAGACAUUGCUAAGACUGGUAGCCAGUGGCCACCAGCACAUCUCGGGGUGGCUCUAGCUGUACUCCCUCUUCCCAUACCUCUGAACCAUGUCUGGGUGGGAGCCUCCUGUAUGAGAUCCAGAUGCUCCUUCGAAGACAGCAACGGCAGUGCCACGGUGCUCCACUCUGGACACACCUUAGUUAUAAGCCAUCAGGUUCCAGGAUUUGACUGUGCUCUUCAGGUCUCUCAGGCUGUAGUUACAGAGGAGCAGAAGCAGGGCAGGUCCAGCAUUGGGGACAAUGGGUCCUUCCCAUUGUCGAGGGAUCUCUGUAGCUAGGGUCUCUUUAUCUAACCAGGUGCAGGAAUUACAUAUUAACCCCUAGCUGAUACGAUGGCCAGUAAGCACCUCAUACCCUCCCUGAUACCCUCCCCUCCCCAAUCUAGAACCAUUCCUACAGGUGACUUCUAGAACCAUUCCUACAGGUGUUUUGUGACUUCUGGAUUCCUGCUGGGAAAAGCAGGGCAUUCCCAGCAUCCCUACAGUUCUGUUGGUACUUGGGCUGAGGGAGGGAGCUUUUCACGCUCCUGCCCCACCCAUGAAAUUCCCAGACAAGACAGGACCACAGUUGUCCAGGAGCUCUUUCCCCCAAGACAACUCUUCCUGUCCUCUUUUCUGCUCGCCUCCCUCAUGGAGCCUAGAGCCUGGGAAACUGAGGCAGUCCUAGUGGCCAUGGGCAGGGAGGGCAGCAAGGACAGGGAACCGGGGCUGGAAGGAAGGACUGGACCAGGGCUCAGUCCCUUUCAAAAAGCCCGUGGUCCAGAUAUGCAGCAUGAGCACACAAACAGCCUACACUGUAAUUCUCUGUGGUUUGAAAUGUCACUGACAAGGGAAUCCUAGAAGCCAUGGCCCUUUCUGCUGGCGUAAGGCUCUUUACAAGGCUUACCAGUGGCCUCUUGGCUUGACUGUUGUCCCGAGUGGUGACAAACUAUGUGGUGAAAGAGAUUGAGCAGGUCCAGCCUGUGGUCUUUAGCUGCUGCCCUCCCCCUGCCCACUGUUCAUGCGCCCUUCCUGGGAUGCUGUAUGAAUCAUCUGGGUUAAGCUUCAUUACAGCAGAGGCCCAUUUUCCAUUUAUGAUGAGAAUUUUCUAUUUAUCAAAUUGUUACUCUAAUAUAAUUUACCAAGUCACUGAAGACAAAUAAUCCACUUAGACCAAGCUGUAAAACUCCGUUUGUCCAUAACUCCUGUUCUCUGCAGUUUGGCUCACGCCGUGUUCCUCUCUCAGCUGGAGACAGUUCAGGCUGCAGGAUUCACAGCCCAGCUCUUCAGUUCCUGUGGGGUUGGCCUGCAGGGUGUCCUGCAGCCCACCUGAGCCUUCUCUGCUUAAUAAAAUGAGCAGAGUUAGGAGCGUGUCCAAGACUUCACAGAGAAGGCAUCAAUCUGGAGCACCCCCCAGCACUCCUGACCCCCUGGUCCUCUCAGCUUACAGUGCUGGGCUCUGCCCUUCCUUUCUUAGGGAAUUUCCCUCCAGCCCUUAAGUGUCGGCUCACCUUCAGUAUUUAUGAGAGAGGAAAACGAAUGUCUGGGUCUGUAGAUACCCAGUGUCUUGUCCACUAAUGCUGCCUGCCAGCCACACCAGACUCUCAGGGGAGCCAGGAGAGUGGGAAAUGGGGUUUCAUUCUGUCUCUAAUUCUACUGUUGGGUUUGGGGACACAAAUUGCAAAGAAAAGAGACCCCAGAGUCGGUGGAACAGAGGAUUAGAAGACAGAGUGUGUGCCCAUCAAUGACUCAGUGUGGGAAAUGGCAGCAGCCUUGGUGAGGAGAGGUGGGGCGGGCUCGGCUGACUGAAAAGAGGAUGGGUUUCUCUGGCCGAUCAAGGGUAUAUGGUGUGCCAACAGUUCAGCACAAGCUAGGCAGGCCUCAGGUCUGGAGCACUGGAGGAAGCAGGAGAAGGUCAGAGGUCAGGGGUAUCAGACAAGAGGCUGACGGCAACUGUGGUCCUCCAUGGUUAGUGACAUGAUAUGAUAGUACAUGACAGUACCUCUUAGAGGAGGCAUCCUAGUCACACUGUGACAGAGUGCUAAGGUCACUGGGUGAAGGUCUUACGAUAUCUUACCACACUUCUCAGCUGCUGCUUGUUUCUACAGAGAGAUUUUGUGUGUUGUUGGUGCUGUGGCAGCUACCACAGCAGACAUGCUACAAGGUUAGUAGGAUCGAAUGCAUGCUUUUGAAGAAGUUGAGACUGUUUAAAGGAAGUAAGAUGGCAGAGGCGAAAUCCACAAGGUCCUUCUCCUCCAGGAUGCACCACAGGGCUGGUGUGGUUUUGACAAGUGUGAACACCACUUCAGAGACCAGACAUCUGGGGGAACUCUAAGUUGAGAAAUUUGAAGGAAUAGCCCCAAAGAUGUAUUGCCCAGACAUCUGCCCUGUGAUCUCUGGGGUCUGCCGAUUACUUUUAAUGAGCCAAUUGCUACUACCUGGGCCCUGUUCAGGGCUGCCAGGUGCGAGGCUUUCCUUUUGUCUCUUUGGCCAUUGAGGUAAUGAAAAAGGAAGGACCCAGCCCCACACACUUUCCAACCAUUGUCCUACAUUCCGGUGGGCUUGGAGCUCCAGGUCAUUUGACAAUUGCCUGGAAAAGUUGCCCAUUGAAAAUCGACUUUAAGUAGCUCAAAGUCCUGUGAGGCACCAAGCAGAGGAAAGGCAUGUCUGAAAGCUUCAGGGAAUCCCGACAGGCUUGUGUUCCAAUGAAGGGAGUCACAGACAGAGGAGUCAGCAGAAAAGACAGCUUCAGAGAGGGAGGUGUGAUUUGGUGCUGAAAUGCAGCCUAGAGUAUGCUUGGGCUGUUGGAGAUGGAACAAGGAAAGUACUAAAUGAAGGAGAAGGAAAGGGAGCCGACACAGUGUGCAAGACUGAAAAAUCCUCAGAGUCAAAUGUGAUAAAUGAACUAAACAGCAAGCAUAACAUGGAGGGUGUGCAGGAUCCCUCAGCAGGUAAGGAUGCCUGCCACCAAGCCUAAUGAUCUGAGUCUGAGCAUCAGAACUUACAUGGUGGAAGGAGAGGAAAGACCCCCAGGUGGCCCUCUGAGCUCCACUUGACUGUCAUGCUAUGCUAUGCAUUUGCGUAUUGUGCACAAGUGUAUACGUACACACAGAGGCAAAUAAAUGUAGUAAAAAUUUUUAAAAGGAAAUUGUGACACAGAGGGAGAGAAGAUUAGUUAGCUAAAGAUUUAAAGAAAAUGGGGGUUGGGGAUUUAGCUCAGUGGUAGAGCCUUGCCUAGCAAGCGCAAGGCCCUGGGUUCGGUCCCCAGCUCCGAAAAAAGAAAAAGAAAAAAAAAAAGAUUUAAAGAAAAUGAAUUGCCCACAGACAUAUAAAAUAUAACAGAAAUGCGGGCUAGAAUGACAAGAGCCUAAAUCAGCCUCACCAGAAUUCUGAGAAAAGUGCAAAGACCAUCAGAGAGAUGGGUGAACUCUUGGUGUGAAGUUAACAGAUCUGAUCAUGGUUUCCUCUUAUAAGAACUGCUCCCCUACAUGCCAAAAGAUAAGACAUCUCUGACAAAAUAACUAUCCUAGGGAAACUGCACAAGGAAGGUUCUAGAGAGCAGCCAAAGAGAGUUCCAGGGCUGAGUAACAAAUAGACCGAGAGCAUUAAAUAGCAGAAACUAGGAUACAGUGCAACGAACUGUUUGACCACAGCAUAGGACAGCCCCGAGGAUGGCAAUGGAGUAAGUGAGGAUGCAGUCUGCGGGGACCAGUCAAGAGAGCCUUGCUAGAGGAAAGUUGGGUUCCUGGAUUUCACAAAAAGUGGUGACCUCAAAAGACAGGACAUCUCUCUGAGCAAAUCCAAGCGAGCGUUAAUACAGAAAGCAACACCAAAGACAUCCCAGGUUCUUUUCUUUUCUUUUCUUUUUUUUUUUUUUUGGUUCUUUUUUUCGGAGCUGGGACCGAACCCAGGGCCUUGCGCUUCCUAGGUAAGCGCUCUACCACUGAGCUAAAUCCCCAGCCCCGACAUCCCAGGUUCUAAGGAAGGUAGCCAGGAUGAUGCAGACCCCUCGUGUGAUGCUGGGGAAGGAGGAAGCAAUGUGUGUCUUGGCUGUGACCUCAGUGAAGGUCACUUCCUGUGCUGAUUGGGGUUAAGAUAAGGGUAAUGGCUAAUUUUCUUUCAUUGUAUAUUUAGUGCGUGUGUGUGUGUCUGUCUGUCUGUCACAGUGCACAUGAGGUCAGAGGACAAUGUGUAGAUCGGGUGAUUGGGCAGGUGACAAUCACCUUUACUCCAUAUAUCACCUUGCAGGCUCCAUGCUCACCAUGGAGUUAAGCUUGUCUGCUAACAUAAGGCUACUGCUAAGCCAAGAGCAGAGACUUGCUAAUUUCUGGGUCAAUUAGACAUAGACCUUGGAAUAAUGAGUAAAGACAAGUCAGUUCACUACAAGGAAGAAAGGAAGUGAGGACAGGGAGCCACCAGCAGGUUGCCAGUUUUAGGAUGCAGAAUAACAGAACAUGUCAGUCAUGGUUGGCAGGGACCAAGUUGCUGAAUUAGGGACCCUGACUUCAUUUGGAAAGAUCUGUCACUAUAGAGACAAAGGGAAAUUAAGGAUUUAAAAAGAAAAACAUGUGGGGCUGGGGAUUUAGCUCAGUGGUAGAGCGCUUACCUAGGAAGCGCAAGGCCCUGGGUUCGGUCCCCAGCUCCGAAAAAAAGAACCAAAAAAAAAAAAAAAAAAAAAAAAAAAAAAAAAAAAAAGAAAAACAUGUUCCAGAAAUUAGCCAACAAUUACCACAAGGAACCAGAUUUGGAAGAUUUUAGGAAAAUGUUUUCAGUAUCAUUAGAACAAAUGACAUUUUUAGGGACAUUCUGGCAAACAUUGCAAUUUACCUAAAUCCCAAAAACCGUAAAGUGCUGCUGAAGAUAAAGAGACUUAAGUGAGUGAAGGGUCAGGAAACUCAGGGUUUCUAAGGUGGGCGUGUGUGCAAUUACAGGUACACACAGGCACACAGAUAAACAUGCAGCGGCACAGACACACAUAGAUACACAUUAGCACGCAUACAUAGACGUGUGCAUACACACACAUACAUAGACACACAUAGACACACACAUUGGCACACAUACAUAGACAUGUGUGCACAUACACAGAUACACACACAGACACACAUAGACAUACAUAUACACACAUGCAUACACACACAGAAACACGUGUACACACACACACACACACACACACACACAGGAUCCGUAGAUUCACAAGUUCUUCUGUAGUAAUUGACAAACUGACAGUGCAAUCAAUACAAAAUGGAGGAGGUGCGAGGCAGCCAAGUUCUGGAGAAGGGUAAACAUGAAAGCCAGGGUGACUGCAACCCUAACUCAGUGGGGUGGGCACCAGCUUCUUAGCAAAUUGUUGGAGCAGUGUCCGUGUACAUAAGCGCCCCUCAGCUUCUUUACACUUGCGAAAACGCGAUUGGCAAUGUACCAGAGGCCUAAACAGAAAACGUAAAACUCUAAUAGAAGCAAACCUUGUGUGCCCUUGAGUUGGGGGAAGGUUUCUUAGAUGUAACAAAUUAAAAUGGAACCUCCAGCAGAAUUUAAGACACCUUUCCCCAAAGCCACUCUUUCGAGUGUGGAAAGACAAGGUCUAGUCCAGUGAUAUUUUCCCAACAGAGGGUUACAAGAGACUUAUCAUGAUGAAGAUAAGAAAACAACCUGUAAAACUCAAGAAUAGCAAACAGCCAGAAAAAGCCUCAAGUACCAAAAGAUGUUGGGUGACAUGAGGGACGCUUAGCCAGUGGUCAUUUGGGAAGUGUAGCUAGGAGCCUGGAAGCCGCAGUGAAACACUACUGCAGGCUAUCAGAGUUGUUUGGCUCUGUGGAGUGCUGGCCAGGAUGGGGUGCAGCACGCACUUCCUUCACCGCUCCUGGGAGCAUAACACGGUAGAGCCGCUGUGGAAACUCGUGUGAUGGCAUGUUUCCAUGGGGAGACUAAUGCACAAAUGUGCACACGGCUCUGCACCAUAGUCUUGAGCUGCAAGCAGCUCCGUGUGUUUAGAUAGACGAAUGGAUAGACUGUGAAAUGCCCAUCCAGGACUACAUGCCUCAGCCUCUGCAGGGAAUAGGUACAGGGAACCACCUCAAUAUUUGUGGGGAAUAAAUUGUGGUAUGCCCAUUCAGGGGAAGCGUAGCAUUUACAGGGAAUGGAAAGACAAACUGUGGUGUGCUGUUCAGGGGAAGGUUCUGUGGAAUUUGCAGUGAAUGAACUCCGGAUGCAUGGAACAUGGCAGACAAAUUUCAAAAUAGUAGCUCUGGGUGAAGGACAUUAGGAAAAACAAGCAUGAGUCGUAAACUGGUGUGUGUCAAAGGAUAGCUCAGUAGUCAUCUGGCACAGUGGGAGGACUUCUGAAUGGCUGCAAGGACAUAUGUGACAUAUGAUAGGGGUGAUAGAUGUGUGCGUGGUCCUAACUGUGAUGAUGUUUUCACAGGGCACACAUACAGGAUGUAAUUAAUUUUAAAGUAGAUUAUGAGCAAAGCUGAUAGAUGAUCAUCAUUGUAUCUUGCUAGCCCACUGCUGCUCAAAACCAGAGACUUUUGCAGUGGAUUGCUUAAGAUGAAGGGGGUGAUGCUAACCGGCGGUGACAUAGAAGACAUUUUGAAUUCGUAUGUACCCAAUAACAUACCUUCUAGUACAGAAAACAAAUUUGGUAGAACCAUAGGAAGAGAAUAAAUCUACUGUUGCCAUAGGUAUUUUUAAAUACAUCCUUAUUUCCUGGUAGAGUGAAGAUUUUUUAACACAAUGAGUUAAUUUUCUUCAAUAGACAUACAUGAAUUGCUGCCUCCAGGAAUUCCAGCCAUGCAUUUAAGAACAGCGGGCAUUUUAUGGCACGACUUAUUCUAUGGAUAUCUAAAGAAACAUCUACUCACUCUGACACUAGCAAAACAAAGGAAGGAUCUUGUUCAGGUCCAGGUUGGUGAGUCCAUUAUGGCUACUUACAGAGUGUGAGCUGGUCAACAUGGGUCACUCACUGGCAGCCUAGUCCUGGCUGUGUGAGAACCAGGACAGUGGCCUCACUGUUUACACUCUGUCCUUCAAGGAUGCUGCCUCAGGAAGCAUUUGUGGAAGCUGUGUUCUAUUCCAACCUAAAUCCAAAUUACCUUCAAAGAACUGGAGUCCUGAAGUCCCAUCCUAUAAGAACUCGAUUAAUAGCAGUCAGUACUCACAAG